Molecule: messenger RNA, 957 nt
Organism: Elephantulus edwardii (Cape elephant shrew)
Lineage: Eukaryota; Metazoa; Chordata; Mammalia; Macroscelidea; Macroscelididae
Product: olfactory receptor 56A4-like
Exons: 1
Coding region: 4-957 (317 amino acids)
Biological process (GO): G protein-coupled receptor signaling pathway
Cellular component (GO): membrane
Molecular function (GO): olfactory receptor activity; G protein-coupled receptor activity
Source: RefSeq, a predicted model, not a curated record
CAGAUGGCAUUACUCAAUAACUCCUCCAUCGCUCCAAUCUCUGAAUUCUUCCUCAUCUGCUUCCCUAACUUCCAGAGUUGGCAGCACUGGCUGUCCCUGCCCUUCAGCCUCCUCUUCCUCCUGGCUAUGGGCGCCAACGUCAUGCUCCUGAUCACCAUUCGGCUGGAAGCCUCAUUGCAUGAACCCAUGUACUACCUUCUCGGUCUCCUUUCCCUGCUGGACAUUGUGCUCUGUUUUACUGUUAUCCCCAAGGUCUUGGACAUUUUUUGGUUUGAUAACAAGUUGAUAAGUUUCCCUGCCUGCUUCCUCCAGAUGUUCAUUAUGAACGGUUUUUUGACUAUGGAGUCCUGCACAUUUAUGGUUAUGGCCUACGAUCGCUACAUAGCCAUCUGUCAUCCCCUCCGAUACCCAUCCAUUAUCACCAACCAAUUUGUGUCGAAGGCUGCCAUCUUUAUUGUGGCUCGGAACUGUCUUCUUACUAUGCCUAUCCCCAUACUUUCUUCUAAACUUAGUUACUGUGCAGGAAACAUUAUUAAGAACUGCAUCUGUACAAACAUGUCUGUGUCCAAACUCUCUUGCAAUGACACCACGUUCAAUCAGCUGUACCAGUUUGUGAUAGGUUGGACUUUGCUGGGCUCUGAUCUCAUCCUUAUUGUUCUAUCUUACAUUUUCAUCCUCAAAGCUGUACUUAGACUCAAGGCUGAGGGAGCUGCAGCCAAAGCUCUAGGCACGUGUGGUUCCCAUUUCAUCCUCAUCCUCUUCUUCAGCACAAUUCUGCUGGUUCUGGUUAUUACCAACCUGGCCAGAAAGAGGAUUCCUCCAGAUGUCCCCAUCCUGCUCAACAUCCUUCACCACCUCAUACCUCCUGCUCUGAACCCCAUUGUUUAUGGUGUGAGAACCAAGGAAAUCAAGCAAGGAAUCCAGAAAUUGUUGAGAAGGUUGUUAGAUGUGAAAUGA